Messenger RNA from Gadus morhua (Atlantic cod), 1680 nucleotides. Its product is annotated as odorant receptor 131-2-like. Bases 9 to 1037 code for a protein of 342 amino acids. Gene Ontology annotation, biological process: G protein-coupled receptor signaling pathway; detection of chemical stimulus involved in sensory perception of smell. The transcript is spliced from 4 exons. NCBI's taxonomy places the organism in Eukaryota, Metazoa, Chordata, Actinopteri, Gadiformes, Gadidae. Gene Ontology annotation, molecular function: olfactory receptor activity; G protein-coupled receptor activity; odorant binding. The record is from RefSeq and is a predicted model, not a curated record. Gene Ontology annotation, cellular component: membrane.
UGAGAACAAUGAGGAUGAUGAUGAUGUCCAACUCCUCCCUGAGUCCCAUGGAGCUGCUAACAGGUAAUGGCAGCUCCAUGCAGCCUGGUGGCGCUGUUGCGUUCCCUAAAGACAGCUUCACCAAUGCCAUGACAAAGAACAUAGUGGCAAUGCUCGUCUGGCUCGUCCUCAACGUCAUUAACGGCACCAUGGUGUACACCUUCAUGAAACACAGGGUUUUCUACGAGGACCCGCGCUACAUCAUGUUUAUCUGCAUGGUGGUGAACGACGCCAUGCAGCUCAGCCUGGUGACCACCCUGUACGUGGUGAGCUACAUCUUCAGACAGAUCCACGCCAGCGUCUGCUGCAUCCUGGUGAUGACUGCGGUGCUCACCACUCGCUCCACCCCUCUCAUCCUGGCGGGCAUGUCGGUGGAGCGCUACCUCUCCAUCUGCUACCCCAUGCACUACGGCCACAUCUGCACCGUGCGCCGCACCUUCAUCCUCAUCUGGGUCAUCCUUCUCCUCACGGCGGCCCCCCCGCUCACCGACCUCUUCAUCACCCUGGCCAAGGAGCCGCCAGAGUUCUUCUCCUCGUCCAUGUUCUGCGACCACUCGCUGCUCUUCAGGGACCGCUCCAUCUACUACAAGAACUGCGUGUUUGACGGCAGCUACCUGUCCUUUGUGGCACUGACGCUGCUGUACACCUACUGUAAGAUCAUGAUGGCCGCCCAGGCCGCCUCCACCACGCUGGCGUCCGUCAAGCGGGCGCGCAACACCGUGCUGCUGCACGGAGCGCAGCUGAUGCUGUGCCUGCUAGCGUUCGUGGUUCCUUCGCUGCAAGCGUCGCUGAUAACUCAGUUCCCCCACCUGAGCCUGGAGAUCCGCUACGUCUUCUUCCUGCUCGUCUACAUCAUACCCCGGUUCCUCAGCCCCAUCAUCUAUGGCUUCCGGGACGAGAACUUCAGAAGGUACUGGAUCCGCUACCUCACCUGUCGGGCAGGAAGAGCUGGCAGAGUCCGGCCCCUGCCCAUCAAGGUCACCCCCAAGGUCAAGUAAGAACCUCUGUGUUGAGUGGGGGAGGAACUGUGCCACCCUGUCAGGUGGACUUCUCUUCUUUGUCAGGCACAGUUACCUGGACAACAAGGAAUCACAAGGACCUCUAGACUCUAUGUAAAGAAAUCAGAAGAAACAAGUGAUUGGAUGUUUUCCCUUUUUAGUCUUUGAAAAAAAGUCCUUAAGGUUUAAUACAGAGUACAAAGACUAUGUGUUGGAGGCAUGGAUGAGAUACAGAGUUUCUUGAUUCUUUGAAUUCCUAGGGGUAUGUUUUACUGCAAGUGAACCCAAAGUUGUGUUUUUGUCUAGAGCUGUGACACUAGAGCUUCCAAGCUAAAUUCUGAUGAUGGCAUUGCGAUUGGUGACAAUAUAUUAAUGUUUGCCCAAUGAUUGUAAUCUAUAAUGCAUUUGUAGCCUUGCAAUUCAUACCAAUAUGCUCCAAUGUGCCUAUUGUUGUGUAAUUGUGUAAUUGUUUUGUCUCUUGGUCAAGUCUCAAGUCUCAUGGGUUUCUUUUGCUGAUGUACAUUUUCGUAAGUUGGAUCAUAAAUACACUUCUUUACUCAAACUAACCCACACUAAAACAAUUAAAGAGGCUGAUAGACCUACCUAGUCAUUAUGGUACACUACCAUUGACGUCUUGCCAAGA